CUGCCCGCAUGCCGCAUACGAACUAUAUUUCGUGCGAUAACGUAACGCAAGCUUGACUAAGCAGUGUUUUGAAAUAGUGAUGUACGAAAACGUUGUUUAGUGCGGUAAAGGGUUUCCAAAAGUGCCGGUACUGUGACUAAAAAGCGGAAUUGUUUUGGACCUGUGUAGAUAGUGAGUGUCACGUGUGUAUACGAAUGAAUGUGACAGCGUAGGCGCAACGGCGGGUCGCUCUCCCGUGAGAUAUUCGUGCUCGCGCAGGUCGCUGCGGCCAUGUUGCAUACCUGAGGAGAGCGAGCGCGCGACUCUGCGCGAACGGGACACAGCGACUCUUUCCGGAGGACGUUAUCUUUUACCGAGGAAAAACAAACUCUGCGAUGUUUUUGUCCGUAUCAUGACCAGCAUGGGGCGGUGGCACGUGGUGCUGGUCGCGGUGGCGCUGCUCACCGGCGCGGGCGCUGGCGCCGCCGCCGAACAGAUGCAGUCCCGUGCUGUCGACACCGGGGUAGAUCUUCGAAUAGCCGAAGCCCAGCCUGUGGGUACUACGGUCGGAAGGAUACCGAUCAAACCUGGAUUUACAUACCGAUUCAAUGAGCCUCCCAAAGAAUUCGUCCUUGAUCCGAUUUCAGGUGAAUUAAAAAGUAACAUAGUUUUAGAUCGGGAAAGCGUCGACCGGUAUGCUUUUGUUGUGUUAUCCAGUCAACCAACAUACCCGAUAGAAGUACGAAUUAGAGUAACGGAUGUGAAUGAUAACUAUCCAGAGUUUCCGGAGCCUAGUAUUGCCGUGGCGUUUUCAGAGAGUGCAGCCGCUGGCACAAAAUUACUCCUAGAUGCUGCGACUGAUAAAGAUUUAGGAGAAAAUGGAAUCACUAAUGAUUAUAGGAUAGUGGAUGGUGACAACGAGGGAAAGUUCCGGUUGAAUGUCACUGUAAAUCCAAGUGGCCAAACAUCAUACUUGCAUUUAGAAACGACCGGAAAGUUAGACCGUGAGACGAACGAUUUCUACAUAUUGAAUAUUUCUGCACGAGAUGGGGGAAGUCCUCCUAAAUACGGGUACCUUCAAGUUAAUGUUACUAUUUUAGAUGUAAAUGACAAUCCGCCUAUAUUCGAUCAAAGUGACUUUUCGGUGUCUUUAAAUGAAAGUGUGCCGCCAGGGACAGUAGUAUUAAAAGUGACUGCAACUGAUAGUGAUUUAGGUGAUAACAGUAAGAUAACAUACGAAGUGACCGAUACUGAAAAACAAUUUGCUGUGGAUCCAGAAUCUGGAGUAAUAACGACCCUAAAGAAGCUAACUUGCCCCAAAUAUUGCAGUAAUGGAACCUGUAAUAUGACUUGCGUGCUAACUGUUAUUGCUAAAGAUCACGGAGUGCCGCGACAAGAUGCUCGUACAUAUGUCACUGUCAAUUUGAUAGAUGCCAAUGACCAUGAUCCUGUAAUAACAUUUACUUAUGUGCCAUCGACCGCAAAUUUUGCAACUGUAGAUGAAAAUGCCAAAAAUGGAUCACUUGUUGCUGCAAUCACCGUUACAGAUUUAGAUGCUGGUUUGAAUGGAAUAACGAGUAUCAGUAUUGUUGCUGGAAACGAAUUAAAUCAUUUUCGUUUGGAAAAUUCAUCCAGUGUAUACAUUGUACAUGUCAACGGUGUUUUGGACAGAGAAGAAAUAAGUAAAUAUAAUUUAACAGUAGUUGCGACUGACAGAGGAGUUCCGCCACGUACAGCUACCUCUUUUUUAGUAAUACACGUAAAUGAUGUAAAUGAUCACGAACCUGUUUUUGAAAAAUCUGAGUAUUCCGCUGUUCUGAGUGAACUUGCCCCACCUGGUACAUAUAUCGCUGGUAUUACUGCCACUGAUGAAGAUACUGGAGUAAAUGCUGAAAUAUAUUAUGACUUUUACGAUGGAAAUCAACAGCAAUGGUUUUCCAUUGACCAUUAUACAGGGCUAGUAACAACAAAGUCUAUUUUGGAUCGAGAAAUUCAAGGAACUGUAGAACUCAAUGUAUCAGCGAGAGAUGGAGGUCCUAAUCCUAAAUGGGCCUACACCAGAUUAAAAAUAACUAUUUUGGAUGAAAAUGACGAGGCACCAUCAUUUCCACAGACGGUAAUUAAUGCAUCUCUUCACGAAAAUUUAAAACCUAUAAAAGAUAUACUGAUUUUAACAGCAUCGGAUUAUGACCAGGGAACGAAUGGAUCUGUAUCAUAUUAUUUACCUCCGAGUAUUGAAAGAAAAUAUCCCAAUACAUUUACGUUAGAUCCUAUCACUGGACAACUUAGUACUGUUAUAGAGUUAGAUAGGGAAAGAAUACCGUUGUAUGAAAUACAGGUCCUUGCUAAGGACCAAGGAUUUCCACCGCAAUCAUCAACGGCUAAGAUAUUUUUAAAGGUUCUUGAUGUAAACGACAACGAACCCUUUUUUUAUCCUCAAAGAUACAUAGAGACUAUAAGUGAUAAUUUACCGCCUGGCUCGAAAUUAUUACAAGUAAAAGCAAUGGAUAUGGACGAAGGUGAUAAUGGAAAAAUAAAAUUUAAAUUAGAAAGUGGAGGUGAUGGAUAUUUUGAUGUGGAGCCAUUAACUGGCAAUAUUAUUUUGCAAAAAGACUUCCAUAAAGCGCCAAAGUCAGUGUAUUCGCUAAAGGUUUCGUGUAAAGAUAUUGGUAAUAAACGUGCAGUUGAAGAUGCCGUUGUAGAUAUAAUUAAAACCUCUCACCGUAAAAGUUUGGAUUUUGAAAGUUAUGAUGGUUAUAGUUUUAAAAUUCUCGAAGAUGAUGGUUUGACAAAAGCACAGGUUGGUCGCUAUAUUGGUAAAGUAAGCACCAGGAUGACAAGCGAUUCAGUUUCCUACUUCAUUACAGAAGGUGAUUAUAAACAUAUUUUCAAAAUUGACGAAAAAAGCGGCGUAAUAUCUUCAAAUUCUAAUAUAGACAGAGAAGAUAAAAUGACGUAUCGAUUAAAAGUCAUGGCUCGGAGUGGUUUAGCAUUUGGGUUUACUACGGUCAACAUUUCCGUAUUAGAUAUGAAUGACAACUACCCAAUAUUUAUUGAAGAUAAAGAUGAAAUAAAUAUUCCGGAAAAUAUGGCAGUAGGACAGGAGGUGUAUUUCGCUCGAGCUACUGAUCGUGAUUCUGGAUCGAAUAGAACAAUUACAUAUACAUUAAGCUAUAAUCCAGAUAAUAGCUUUCGGAUUUCCGAAACGACUGGGGUAAUUUAUUUAAAUAAGGCUAUAACAAGCGAGCCUGGUAGUACUAUUUCGCUUGAAGUAACGGCAACUGACAAUGGCAAGCCAGCUCUUGCUACCAAACAUACUAUAGUAACAAUAAUCAAAGACGUAAACGACCAUACCCCUGUUUUUGAUCACACUUCCUAUGAAACUUCUUUAUUAGAAUCGACUUUAGUCAAUACACGAUUCUUUGCCAUAUCAGCAUCUGAUGCUGAUUUAGGAGCAAAUGGAAGAAUAUCUUAUUAUAUUGCAGAAGGCAAUUCAGAUGGCAAGUUUGGCGUUUUUCCUGACGGUUACAUCUAUGUCAAAAGUAAUUUAGAUAGAGAAGAGAGAGAUUACUAUUCUUUGACUAUAGUAGCAACAGAUAAUGGAAAGCCUCCAAGAUCUUCACAAGUUCCUGUAGUUAUACAUGUACUAGACGAGAAUGAUAACAGUCCCCAAUUCACGAAUACUACAUUUAUUUUUAAAAUAAAAGAAAAUGAGCCACCUGAUACAUUUGUUGGAAAAUUAACCGCAAUCGAUAAAGACAUUGGAAGAAAUGCUGAGUUGACAUUCAGUUUACCUAUCGCUCAGAAUGAUUUUAGAAUUGAUUCAAGAAAUGGUUUUAUUAGAACCCUUAAAUCUUUUGAUCGUGAAAGUUUGGCGCAUAGUACAGGUCAAAAUUAUAUAACCUUGACUGUUACAGUAAGUGAUAAUGGUAAAGUUAAACUAACAGAUUCAGUUAGAGUCACAAUUUAUAUCACAGAUGUAAAUGAUAAUGCUCCAGUGUUCACACGAAUUCCUUAUAAAGUAGAAGUCUCUGAAGGUGCAACAGUAGGUGCGUCUAUCAUGAGAGUGUAUUCUUCAGAUGUUGAUGAAGGUCUAAAUGGGGACAUUUAUUAUAAACUCAUAGGCGGAGAUGAAAUGGAAAAAUUUUCAUUGGACGAAGCAACAGGACAACUCUUUAUUAAUAAACCACUAGACAGAGAAAGCGUUGACAAAUAUCAACUAACAGUGUUAGCACAUGAUUCCGGUCAGGCAAUUCGUCUAUCAUCUACAACUACUAUCCACGUGGAUGUCCUAGAUGAAAAUGAUAACGCUCCAAUAUUUUCGCAAACACAAAUGAAAGUUUCAGUAUUAGAAACUGAACCGAUAAAUAAGAAAAUUAUACAAUUCCAUGCUAAUGACGCUGACUUAGGAAUAAACAAUGAAAUACAAUUUUCAAUUACAUCAGGUAACAGGAAAGAAGCAUUUUUCAUAGACAGUUAUUCGGGUGAACUUUUCUUACACAAACACCUGGACUACGAAGAUUUAACUUCAUAUGUUUUGAAUAUAACUGCUACGGAUAAUGGAAGUCCAAGUUUAUCAUCAAGUAUUCCAUUCACAGUCAAUGUAAUUGAUGCCAAUGAUAAUGCACCUGUAUUUACAAAUACAGCUAUUGUACGACAAAUAAGAGAAGGUAUUCCCAUACAUACACCUAUUGUCACAGUUACUGCUGAGGAUCCAGAUUCGGGACUAAAUGGCAAAGUGUAUUACUCUAUAACACAUCAAGAUCCUAAUGAUGGUCAACGGCAUUUUGCCAUUAAUAAUAUAACUGGGGUGAUACAUACAUUAUUGCCCAUUGACAGAGAAAGUGUAGAUACAUUUCGAAUAACAGUUGUGGCAUAUGACAGAGCCGAACCACCUUCUGCAAGGCUUUCUGCGGAAAAGUUAGUAACUGUUAUUGUUGAAGAUAUAAAUGACAAUGCACCUGUCUUCGUUUCAAUGAAUGCAGCUGUAAUCAAUUCAGACAGAUUAGGAAGGAGCUUGGGUCGAGGCAUAUUCAUAAUGAACGUAUUGGCAAGAGAUUUAGAUUCAGGGACAAAUGGGUUAGUGACGUACAAAUUAAUGCAUGGCGGAACAGAUAUUUUUGAUCUUCAUAGAAGCAAUGGUGCACUGGUUUUACGGUAUCCUCCGGCAAUCCCUGAAGCCAGAUGGAAUCUUGUAAUUAAAGCGACUGAUGAGGCUGUACUAAGUGAACAAAGAAGCACAGAGACUUACUUAACAGUGAUAAUGGGAGGUACUGAAUUGGAAGGUAUAACAUGGACUAAUGUGGGCUCCGUUUCCGUAGCUGAAAAUGAACCUGCGGGCACGGCUAUUUUAAACAUGACUAAUAACUUUAAAUCGGCGUUAGAGUACUAUAUUGUGAAUGUGACUGGUGAUGGCAGACAAGUGGACAGACUAUUCGACAUAGAUUCCUCGUUAGGAAUCCUAUCCACAGCUGUUUCAUUGGACAGAGAAGCUGGCAUCGAUCGGUAUGAAGUGGAAGUAUGCGCCGUGUCAUCGAGUACGCCACUUCAAUCUACUACUACAAAGGUCGAGGUGACAAUUCUGGACAAGAACGACAGUCCGCCUGAAUUCAAGAACAUCCCAGCUUCAUACCCAGCGUCCGAGGACCUCGCACCUGGACAGAAGAUUGCGACAAUACUCGCCGAAGACCCAGACACCAUCGGUACAAUCACGUACAGCAUACAAUCAGAAGAACCCACGCCUUUUGCUUUAGACUCGAACACAGGCGAAUUAACCCUUAAGGAGCCUCUGGAUAGAGAGACGAUAUCUGAAUACCAAGUGCUAGUGAGGGCAGAUGAUGGUAUGCAAUACACGGAUUUAACAAUCGUUGUUCAGGUAACUGAUACUAACGACAAUCCUCCGGCGUUCAAAGAAAAUGCUUACUCAUUCGAUAUACCGGAGAAUGCGGCGCGCGGCUCCGUGGUGGGCACGGUCGCCGCUAUCGAUCUGGACUCUGGACCGAACGCACAACUCACUUAUACUGUGGUCUCGGACUGGGCCAAUGAUGUCUUCUCAUUGAAUCCACAGACUGGAGUCUUCACAUUGACAGCAAGACUCGACUAUGAAGAGACACAGCAUUACAUUUUAGUAGCCCAAGCACAAGACGGUGGUCAUCCUUCUCUAUCGGGCACUGUCACCAUAUACAUUAAUGUCAUAGAUCUGAACGACAAUGCUCCCAUAUUUGAUCCAAUGAGCUUUUCCAACGAAAUUCUAGAGGAUGUUUCUGUGGGAACGUCGGUCGUGACAAUAAGUGCUACAGAUAUGGACUCAGGAUUAAAUGGAAAAAUAAUUUAUAGCAUAACAUCAGGCGAUGACGGCUCAGACUUUACAAUAUCAUCCAACGGGACAAUACGUACGAGUAAACUGUUAGACAGGGAGAAAAUUCCAAUUUACAAUUUAAUUGUUACGGCGAAAGAUUUAGCCAAACCACCAGAGCCACAGUUGUCUUCCACAGUUCAGGUUACAAUACAGUUAAAGGACGUGAAUGAUAUGGCUCCGGAAUUUGUCAGUCCUAACAUGACAACAGUAUCCGAAAAUAUACCUCUUAACACUGUGAUAAUGACAGUAAAAGCUCUCGAUAAAGACGAAGGAAGAAAUGGAUACAUUGAAUACUUUAUGGAACCAGAUUCCGAAAUCAACGGUUACUUCUCUCUAGGAAAUGUUGAUGGCAUUUUACGUGCUACGGGGAAACUUGAUCGGGAACUAAAGUCGAGUUACACACUAUCAGUCACAGCUAAAGAUAGAGGGGAUCCGCCUAACGUUACAAAAACUAAAAUUUUAAUCAAAAUAAUGGAUGAAAAUGACAACAGUCCUGUUUUCGAUCCGAAACAAUACAGUGCAUCAGUUCCAGAAAACGCUAGUAUAGGAGCAAGUGUUUUGCAAGUUUCAGCUACAGACGUUGAUGAGGGAUUAAAUGGAAGAGUAAGAUAUUCGAUUGCAUCUGGUGACGAAAAUCGUGACUUUACUAUAAGUGAAGAUACCGGUAUCGUGAGAGUGGCGAAAAAUCUCAACUACGAAAGGAAAUCUCGUUAUUUACUAACAAUUAGGACAGAAGACUGUGCUAAAGAUGAUGUUAGAUUCGAUACUGCUGAACUAUCCAUAUCUAUUCAGGAUAUAAAUGACAAUCCUCCUACGUUCCUAGAUUCUCCAUAUUUAGCAUAUGUGAUGGAAAAUAUAAUACCUCCGAACAGAGGGUACAUAAUUACAGUUCGAGCUUAUGAUGCAGAUUCGCCACCAUUUAAUAACCAAGUACGCUACUUCAUAAAGGAAGGAGACGCCGAUCUAUUCAAAAUAAAUGCCUCCUCCGGACAAAUAUCUUUAUUGCGAACUCUAGACCGGGAAGCUCAGGAUGAAUAUACAUUGUCACUUGUUGCCAUGGAUACAGGGUCACCACCUUUAACUGGUUCUGGGACAGUCAAAAUUAUUGUACAGGACGUAAACGAUAAUAGUCCAGAUUUCGAAAGACAAAGUUACAAAACAACUGUCAAGGAAAAUAUGCCCGCUGGUACAGUAAUUCUAGAGCCAAAAGCUAUAGAUAAGGAUAUCGGAAAUAAUGCUAAAAUUCGAUAUAGUCUAUUAGGUGAAAAAUCUGAAAGAUUUGUUAUUAAUCCGACAACAGGGAUAAUUUCGACUAAUGUAAGCUUGGAUCGGGAAGAUUGGAAUAUAUAUUACUUAAUUAUUAUGGCACAGGACUCAUCUACAACCGAUCCCAGGACAGCUACAGCUAAUGUCACAAUUAUAGUUGAAGAUGAAAAUGACAACACACCAAUAUUCCCACAGUCUGAAUAUGAAGCAUAUAUUUCUGAUCGCACGCUUCCAGGAGAUUUUAUAUUUGGUGUCAAGGCGAGAGACAGUGACAUUGGUCUCAAUAAGAAAAUCUUGUAUGACUUAAAAGGCGAACAUCAAGAGUUUUUUACCAUCAAUAAAGAAACAGGCGUGAUAAAAGCCAAGGAGAGUCUUGCUAAGUUUAAACAAACUAAUAAAUCGUCUUUAAAUUUAAUAAUAAUAGCUGCUGAUUGUGGUAUGACACCAAGACAGAGUACAGCUGAUUUGGUACUCAUACCAAAAUCGGUUAAAAAUUUUCCGAAAUUUUCUGUCACAAAUAAGCUUACAUUUACUUUUUCUGAAAAUACCCCUGAAGGGGUUUUAGUUACUCGAUUAUCUGCUACGUCUCCUAAAACAGGCCCCACUAGUUUAUUACAGUACGCCGUCGCUGGAGGUAACAUUGGGGAUGCUUUGAAAGUAGAACCAAUAAGCGGUGAAGUGUUUAUAACUGGUAAAGGACUCGACUAUGAGACAAUGCCACUUUAUGAAGUUUGGUUUGAGGUUAAAGACUCUGAUAAUCCACCUUUAAAAUCUUUUAUUGAAAUAGAAAUAAAAGUUACAGACGCAAAUGACAACGUACCUGUUAUUGAAAAUAUAUUGUAUAAUGCAACAGUUCCUGAAGAAGAAUCACCACCUCAGUUAGUGGUCAAAAUAGAAGCACACGAUGAUGACUCUAACGAAAAUGGAAGAAUAUCUUACAGACUUGUCAACGAUUACGAAGAAACAUUUAAAAUUGACUCAGAAAGUGGAGAAAUUUCUACCAAUAUAGGUUUGGAUAGAGAAUCUAUACCUUUUUAUGAAAUUCUAGUAGAAGCUGUUGACCAUGGAGUGCCUCAAUUAAUUGGUACCUCUACUGUGCUAGUAACUGUUAUGGACAAAAAUGAUAAUCCACCGAGAUUCACGCGAUUAUUUAGUGUUAACGUGACUGAAAACGCAGAAAUAGGUUCUUUUGUGAUAAGAGUAACAAGUUCCGAUCUAGAUACAGGACCAAAUGCUAAUGCUACUUAUAGUUUUGUAGAAAAUCCUGGGGAAAAAUUUCUUAUUGAUCCAAUAAGUGGUAAUGUAACAGUCGCAAGACCGUUAGAUAGAGAAUUGCAAGAUGAAUACAUUCUUAAAGUUGCUGCGAUUGAUGGAGCUUGGAGAUCCGAGACACCGCUGACCAUUACAAUACAAGAUCAGAAUGAUAACGCUCCAGAGUUUGAAUAUUCCUACUAUAGUUUUAACUUCCCUGAGUUACAAAAUAAAAACAGCUUUGUGGGACAAGUUAUUGCUACCGAUAAAGAUAAGCAAGGACCUAACUCAAUCAUCUCAUAUUCCUUACAACAAACUUCUGAUUUGUUUACAAUUGAUCCAGCCACAGGUGAAAUUUUGAGCAAGUUUAUGAUGAACUACAAAAGAACUUUAAUAAACUUAUCACCUGAAAAUACUUAUUCAGUUAUUGUUGUAGCAACUGAUAACGGCAAACCGCCUAUGUCAUCAGAAUGUUUAGUUACAAUCAAUGUUGUAGAUGCUAACAAUAAUAAACCGAAAUUUGUUGAACAUGAAAAAUUUGUACCCGUACCACUAGAUGCCACUCUAGGAGAAAAAAUAAUACAGUUAACAGCAGAAGAUACCAUGGACUUCGGAAUAAAUGCAGAAAUAGAAUACUUUAUGACAGGUGGUAAUGGCACAUCCUUCUUUACAAUUGAUAAAAAAGAUGGAUGGAUUUAUGUAAACAAACAAUUUUACUCUAUUGGACAAUAUUAUGAAUUGAAAAUCAAAGCCGUUGAUAGAGGAAUACCACCCCAAUCCGACGAAACAAUAAUAACAUUUGUGGUAACUGGAGAAAAUAUUCACAGCCCUAAAUUUACAGCACUCAGUUAUCAAGUAAUCGUUCCUGAAAACGAACCCAUUGGUUCUUCCAUACUAACAUUAAAAGCUAACGAUGAAGAUGAAGGGCCCAAUGGUAUAAUUAGAUACGCUAUCUCUUCGGGUAAUAUCGGAAAAGAAUUUCAAGUUGAUCCAUUUUUAGGUACCAUUAGUAUACUUCGACCUUUGGAUUAUGAUGAAAUUCAAGAAUAUCGUCUCAACAUAACCGCCAUUGAUCUAGGUUUUAAGCCAAAAGAGACAACUGCGACUGUUACAAUAAUAUUGACAGAUAUAAAUGAUAAUGCACCACAGUUCAAUCAAUCACAUUAUGAAGCAUAUUUAGCAGAAAAUUCACCAGUAAAUAGUUUUAUCUUCAAGGUAAUAGCCGUUGAUAUUGACUCACCGAAAAAUUCCAUUAUCAAAUACCGUAUCAAAAAUGAAAUGUCAUCUCUAUUUCACAUCGAUGUAAACACUGGCAAAAUAUUUUCUAAAGCAAUUUUUGAUUAUGAAGAAAAAACCUCGUACAAACUGGAGAUUGUUGCUGAAAACCCGGACUCGGUAAUGCGCAGCAUGACUGAAGUAGUAGUACACAUUACAGGUGUAAAUGAAUUUUAUCCGAAAUUUAUUCAGCCAGCAUUUCAUUUCGAUGUUUCUGAGUCAGCUGAGGUUGGCACAAAUGUUGGUACAAUUCAAGCUACAGAUCAGGACAGCGGCGAUGAUGGCAUAAUUUAUUAUUUGUUUGUUGGCUCCAGUAACGAUAAGGGAUUCAAUGUAAAUUCGCAAACUGGAGUAAUAAGGGUAGCACGUUACUUAGACAGAGAAACACAAAACAGAGUUGUUUUGACCGUACUCGCCAAAAACUAUGGUGGUAUUCAUGGUAAUGAUACAGAUGAAGCUCAAGUUAUAAUAUCGAUACAAGACGGAAACGAUCCUCCCGAAUUUUUGAGAAAUUACUAUGAAGCCACAAUAUCUGAAUCAGCGAGUGUUGGUCAAAAGGUAGUCCAAGUUAAAGCAGUAGAUAAAGAUGUACGUCCACAAAAUAAUCAGUUCAGUUAUUCUCUUAUUGGCGGUAACACAAAUCAAGAUUUUAGAAUAGAUCCACAAAGUGGUGAAAUAGAAGUAUCGCGGCAACUAGAUCGCGAGACAAUACCAACAUACUCACUUAUAGUAGGUGCGAUUGAUACUGGUAUACCACCGCAAACGGGCACAACGACUGUUAAAGUAACAAUUACUGAUAUAAAUGACAAUGGUCCAUUGUUUGAUGUGGCAAAUUUCAAUGGAGCUGUAUAUGAAAAUGAGCCUCCAAGUACCAGUAUUACUACACUUACUGCUAAAGAUCCAGAUCUUCCUCCAAAUGGAGCUCCAUUCUCUUACUCUAUAAUUGGAGGUCAACAUCAAAAUUAUGUAAAAGUCCACAAGCACUCAGGGGUACUACUAACUACUAAAAAGAUAGACAGAGAAUUAACUCCACAGUUAGAAAUAAUCAUACAAAUUGAAGACAGCGGCACUCCAGUAAUGAAAUCAAGCUAUACAAUAUUUAUAAAAGUUUUGGAUAGAAACGAUAAUCCACCAUCAUCUAGGUCUGCCCAUGUUCUUGUUUAUGCAUUUAAUAACAAGGUUCCGACCGGAAAGAUUGCAGACGUUAAACCGAAUGAUCCUGAUAUUGUUGGAGAUUAUAAAUGCAAAAUCAUAAAAGAUUCUACUACUGAAAAUACUCUCACAUUAUUUAAUAUUCGUAAGGGUUGCGAUCUUUACACUAACGCAGUCAGACCAGGACAAGGGUAUUCAUUUUCUGUUUCGGGCAAUGAUGGAAUUCACAAAGAUGUUACGUCAUCUGUUAGCGUUGAAUACUUUUCGUUUGAUAAUGCAACAGUUGAACAAUCAAUAACAAUGAGAAUAAUAAAUAUGACUGCAGCUGAUUUUCUUACACAUUAUUAUCGCAAUUUAUUAGAAGUUUUGAAAAAUGGACUAAAGAAAGACGAAAGUGCCUAUUUAUACAGUAUAAAUCAAGAAAAAGACGGACUAGAUUUAACAGUAGCUGUUAAGGGUAAUAAGACAAUUUGGAAACGAGAAAAUACAGAGAAUUACGUUAAAUCAAAAGAAUUUGAAUUAAGCAAGGUCUUGAAAACGUCAGUUAUUGUAUCCUAUUACCCUUGUGCAACACAACACUGCCUUAAUGAUGGUGUUUGUACAGAUGGAAUUAGGGUGUUAGAUGAGGUACGGAUUAUCGAAAGUUCGACUCUUAUACUUUCAUCUCCUCUCGUACGUCAUGAGUAUACAUGUCAUUGUACUGACAGAUUUAUGGGAACCAACUGUGAAAAAAGACAAGAUCCUUGCUCGCCUAAUCCUUGUAAUUACGGAGGUCAAUGUAGAAAGCAAGGUCAUGACUUUGUGUGCUCUUGUCCUCCGCGCCGAGAAGGUAAAACAUGCCAAUUUGAACGAGAUGACGUUUGUAGCAGCAAUCCUUGUAAAAAUGGAGGAUCGUGUAAAGAAAGUUCAGAUAGAAAUUCGUUCUUUUGUUUAUGUCGCCCUGGUUAUCGUGGAGAUCAGUGUGAGGCUCUUGUGGACUCAUGUAGACCUAAUCCGUGUAUGCAUGGAGGUAUUUGCAUUAGCUUGAAGCCAGGGUAUAAAUGCAGUUGUACUAAUGGCCGAUAUGGAACACAUUGUGAAAGCUCUACUUAUGGUUUUGGUGAAUUAUCAUAUAUGCAAUUCCCAGCUCUCGACGCAUCGACCAAUGAUAUAACUAUAAUAUUUGCGACUACAAAGCCUGAUGCAUUAUUGUUGUAUAAUUAUGGUGCCCAAACUGGAGGAAGGUCAGAUUUUAUAGCGAUUGAAUUGUUAGGCGGAAAACCAAUAUUUUCCUUUGGAGGUGCAAGAACAUCAAUAACUUCUGUAUCUAUUAUGGAUUCCGAAGUGAAUACCGCUGAUGGCAAAUGGCAUAAAUUAACUGCUACCAGAAACGGCCGUGUGAUAUCUCUGAGUGUGACCUCGUGUACUGACCACGGCGAUGUUUGUAUGGAAUGCGAACCUGGCGAUAGUUCAUGUUACGACGAUGAUACUGGACAGGCAGGAACGUUAAACUUCAACAACGAGCCGCUACUCAUUGGCGGAUUACAUAAAGCAGAUCCUGUCCUGGAACGUCCCGGACAAAUUCAUUCUGAUGAUUUUGUUGGAUGCAUGCACAGCAUUUCCAUCAAUGGACGAUUUCUAAAUUUAACCAAUCCACUCAAAGCACGGGGUGUGGAAGCAAAUUGUGAUCGUACAGAAAAAGGAACUUGUUAUAAAAAGGACAUUUGUGAUUCCGGCGAGUGCUUGGAUAGAUGGAAGACAAACAAGUGCAAAUGUGAAAAAGAUCUCAUUUCACCUAACUGUAACUCUGCUCUAAUGCCUAUCUCUGUAAGCGAAAAUGCUUACAUUACAUAUUUUAUAUCUGAAAAGCAUCGAAGAAUGCAAUUACUAGAGUCCUUUUAUGGUGGAAGCACAAGCUGGGAAAGAAAGAGUGGAAAAAAUAUUGGAAAACCUGUAACAAAAGUAAAUAAUCCAGCUAAAAUUUUGACUUUCUUUUUCAAAACUAAUAGAAAAGAAGGUGUACUUUUUUAUGCAGCAACUGACAAGUAUUAUACUAUAAUUGAAUUGAAUGAAGGAAAAAUUAGUUACACGUCAAAACAAAACGUAGUAGUCAACAUGACUCAAGUCGACCAGCAAGAUGUAUCUGACGGUAAUUGGCACAAUAUUACCAUAUAUUCUCACGGAAGAAGUAUUCGUUUGAUUGUUGAUGACAAAAACGUGGGUGAAGAGCUUGAUGCAGCUGGAGUGCACGAUUUCUUAGAUCCCUAUUUAACAAUAAUAUCUUUAGGGGGUGUCAAAGCGGAAUGGAUAUCGAACAAUAAUAAAUUUGAAGGAUGCUUGGCAAAUUUUAGUAUCAAUAAUGAACUUCAACCUUUUAAUGGCAACGGAAGUAUUUUCAAUGAAGUUAUUCGUAAAGGGAAAAUAAUACCUGGAUGCCAUAGCACUUUCGGUGCCGGCAUAGCUCAAAAUCCAAAUCCAUUGAAUAUUGGCAUAACGCUUGUUAUAGUGUUUUUCAUUAUAUUAAUUGUAGCAAUUUCGAUAUCGUUUAUUGUAUAUCGACUUCGGAAGCAGAAAAAAGAAAAGGGUAACACUUCAGGAAGCAAAACUAACAUAGUCCAUACUAAGCAAAAUGGUGGUCCCGCUAUGUUAAAUGCACCGAAUUUGAUUGCUGGGACUAAUGACAGCAUUAUGAAUCGAAAUAUGCAUAACAAUGAAACAAGUUUGAAUAGUUACAUGUCUGAAAAUGCAGAUAUUAUGAGAAACGUGGGUCAUAUCGUUGGCCCUGAAUUAUUAUCUAAGAAAUAUAAAGAUCGUGAAAUAAUGAACAUAGAUCCACCGAGACCUCAAAGACCUGAUAUUAUCGAAAGAGAGGUGGUAGGAAAAAGUCCAGCUCUAAGAGAAGAUCAUCACCCGCCUCCACCGCCUUCGACAAAUACUUCUCAUCAUACUCAUGAUCAUCCUAGUGGUUUGGACCUUAAUUCAGAAAUACCCGAGCACUACGAUCUUGAAAACGCAAGUUCGAUAGCACCAUCCGAUAUUGAUAUUGUUUACCACUACAAAGGAUUCCGAGAAGCCCCCGGUGUUCGCAAAUAUAAAGCAACACCACCGCCGAUAGCAGGGUACCAUCACAAACAUCAAACACCACAACACAGGCAUUCUCCACAUCACCCAAGUGGGUAUCCUCCUAGAGUUUUACCUCAAGCAUCUCAACCACCUCCACAACCAAGGCAACAUCAAACCACUCCAUUAGCUCGAUUAUCACCUAGUAGUGAGCUUAGUCAACAACCAAGAAUCCUAACUUUACACGAUAUUUCUGGAAAACCUUUACAAAGUGCUUUGUUAGCAACGACUUCAAGUUCGGGAGGCGUAGGAAAAGAUGCAUUACAUAGUAAUAGUGAAAGAAGUCUCAAUAGUCCAGUUAUGUCUCAAUUAAGUGGACAAAGUUCUUCUGCUGGUAGAAAGACCCCAAGCGCUGCGCCUCAGGUUCCUCAAGUAGUUUCAGUAGGGCCUGGUGCAGUGGGAUUGACCGCAGAGGAAAUUGAAAGAAUGAAUGCCAGACAACGAACCUCUAGUCUAGUUUCGACAUUAGAUGCGGUAUCGAGUUCCAGCGAGGCCCCAAGAGGGGGUGGAGUAAGUCAUCACAUGUCGCACAGACAUCACUCACCACCGGUCGACAACAGAAGUUCCACUGGAUCAGAUGACGAAAGUGGAAAUGAUAGUUUUACAUGUUCAGAAAUAGAGUAUGAUAAUAAUAGUAUAAGCGCGGAUAAACCUGAGGAUGUAAGAAGACAGAAUGUUAAUAGUGGAAAUAAUAAUAAGAAACCCAUUUUACCUCCACCUUAUGAGAGCUUUGAUUCUUCGUUUCGAGGUUCUCUGAGUACGUUGGUUGCUUCGGACGACGAUCUGAAUCCACAUGUAAGUGCCGCAUUGUAUAGACAAGCAAAUGGAUCUCCUGCACCAGCAACUUUAGGGUGGGAUUACUUUCUAAAUUGGGGUCCAAAUUUUGAAAGCAUGAUAGGUGUUUUUAAAGAUAUAGCCGAAUUACCAGACGCCGUCAAUGGUCGAAUGUCUUCCUCGUUAAGACUUCCGAAUGGUACUCCAAAGCCUUCGGAAGAAUAUGUCUAAAUUAAUGUUAAAUAAAAUUGUAAAUAUGUUUACAUAAUACUGAUGUAAAUUUUUUGUUGAGAUCUUGUAUCAAGGUCUUGGUAGAUUCAAUUUUCUUGCCAUAUUUUGCUAUUUUACGUAACUGGGAUAUAGUAUAGU
Molecule: messenger RNA, 15523 nt
Organism: Papilio machaon (common yellow swallowtail)
Lineage: Eukaryota; Metazoa; Arthropoda; Insecta; Lepidoptera; Papilionidae
Gene: ft
Product: cadherin-related tumor suppressor
Exons: 9
Coding region: 392-15385 (4997 amino acids)
Biological process (GO): homophilic cell-cell adhesion
Cellular component (GO): plasma membrane; cell-cell junction
Molecular function (GO): calcium ion binding
Source: RefSeq, a predicted model, not a curated record